GCGUACGUCCUGUUACUCAUCCUGUCCGGCCCCAACGACUCAGCGUACGUGGCCCUGGACGUGGCGCUGGGCAUAACCCCCCUGGUGCUGGCCAUCGCGGCGCAGCACUGGCUGACUCGCCGCUUCAAGGGCCGCGUGAAAGCUGAGGUGGCGAAGCUCGUCGCGGAGCGGAGGCCGGCGCCCGCGGCGGCGCCUGCGGCGGCGGACGCCGUGUGA
Messenger RNA from Monoraphidium neglectum, 216 nucleotides. RefSeq lists its product as hypothetical. Lineage: Eukaryota; Viridiplantae; Chlorophyta; Chlorophyceae; Sphaeropleales; Selenastraceae. The transcript has a single exon. The record is from RefSeq and is a predicted model, not a curated record. The annotation marks the transcript as partial.